Molecule: messenger RNA, 1754 nt
Organism: Momordica charantia (bitter melon)
Lineage: Eukaryota; Viridiplantae; Streptophyta; Magnoliopsida; Cucurbitales; Cucurbitaceae
Molecular function (GO): oxidoreductase activity
Source: RefSeq, a predicted model, not a curated record
UCUAAUUUUGGAGUGGGAGUCGUCCCCUGUAAACCCUACUUCUCGAACAGAUUCCGAACUGGGGUUUACAGCAGAGCUUAUUCUAAACACCUCUGCGCCAAUGGAGGAGACAAUCGGAAGAAGAAAAAAGUCGUCGUCGUCGGCUCCGGCUGGGCUGGCCUCGCCGCUGCUCAUCACCUCUGCAACCAGCCGAGUGGUGAAUAAGAUAAUUUCGCCAAAAUUGAAGUGUUCUGUGGAGUUUCUGUUUCAGGGAUUUGAUAUCACCGUUCUUGAACCCAGCAAUGAUUUUGGUGGUUCUGAUAAUGUUGGAAUUCGUGGUUACUGGCGUCCCUAUCAGAAUAUAUUUAGCCUUGUUGAUGAGCUUGGUAUCACUCCUUUCACAAAGUGGACAGCACCUGCUCAUUAUUCAGUUGAUGGAUUGGAGGUAAAAUUUCCAAUAUUCCAAGAUCUGCCUCAACUGCCAACUCCUCUCGGAGCCUUAUUCUAUACAGGAUUCCUCUGGCUCCCAUUAUUGGAUCGGUUAACAUCACUUCCUUUGAUGGCUGCAGUUAUUGACUUUGAUAAUACGGAUAUGGCAUGGAGGAAAUAUGAUUCAAUUACCGCCCGGGAGCUAUUCAGUCGGUUCGGUUGUUCGGGAAAACUCUAUAGCAGCAUACUCAAUCCUUUGCUUCAAGUGGGACUGUUCGCUCCAGCCGAGCAAUGCAGCGCUGCAGCAACCUUGGGAAUUUUAUACUACACUAUCCUUACUCACCAGAAAGAUUUCAAUGUAGUCUGGUGUCGUGGAACCAUUAAAGAAAAGAUUUUCCAGCCAUGGAUGGACUCUUUGGAGAGCAAAGGCUGUAAAUUUGUUAGGGGUAGCAAAAUCACAGAUGUAAUUGUUGACGAUGAUACAAAUUGUCUCUCGAAAGUUCUUUGUGGCAAUGAAAGAUACCAGGCUGAUGCAGUUGUAUUUGCCAUUGGAAUUUCUGAACUCCAAGAGGUCGUUCGUAAUACUGCAGCAUUAUACAAAAAGGAGGAGUUCAUCAAGGUUUUGAACUUGAGGAGUGUUGAUGUGCUCACUGUGAAGCUUUGGUUUGAUAGAAAAGUUAACUUUCCAACUGCAAUUAAUUCUUGCUCGGCUUUGGAUAGUUCUUUCGGGUGGAGUUUCUUCGACUUAAACACAAUUCAAGAUGAACACAAAGACGAAACAGUUACAGUCUUUCAAGCUGACUUUUAUCAUGCCAACGAGCUAUUACCACUGAACGACGAAGUUAUAGUCGAAAAGGUCAAAUCCUACCUCUCGACGUGCUUCAAGGACGUCGAGAACGCGGUCGUGGUGAAGAAGGAAAUCAGAAAGUUUCCAGGAUCCUUAACUCACUUCUCACCUGGUUCAUACAAACACAUGAUGCGCGGUUUUACAUCGUUCCCGAACGUGUUCAUGGCUGGAGACUGGAUCGUAAACCGUCACGGUUCGUGGUCGCAGGAGAAAUCGUAUGUGAGUGGGGUUGAAGCAGCCAAUAGAGUGGUGGAUUUUCUUGAAGAAGGAAGCUUUGCGAAGAUUUUACCAGUAGAGGAAGAUGAGCCUCAUGUGGAGGCUCUUCGUGGUCUCAACAGAAGGAUCGAUGAGUUCGGAUCCCAACUUCCAUUGUAUGGUUUCUUCCUCUAAUGAACUAAUGGAUGAACGUUGUUGUUUAUCCUGCAAUAGUUUUGUAAAUGUUUGGAAUAAUUACGAAAACGGAAAAUUUGAUGAUGUAAUUAUAAUAAAAUAAUGUUUA